Eutrema salsugineum is the source of this 668-nucleotide messenger RNA. RefSeq lists its product as uncharacterized. The transcript has a single exon. The coding region runs from base 69 to 488 and encodes 139 amino acids. The record is from RefSeq and is a predicted model, not a curated record. Lineage: Eukaryota; Viridiplantae; Streptophyta; Magnoliopsida; Brassicales; Brassicaceae.
AAGAUCCCAUCGAUCUAUCGAGAAAUAUUGAAUCUUGAUCUCCAAGAACCAAAGCAUCAUAAGAUCAAAUGGCAAUGACUGGUACUACUAGCAGCACUUUGUUGUAUCCCACUCAACAACAACCGCAACAGCCAUUAGGAAGCAAUGAGAUGGAGCCUAUAGCGACAAAUGCUAAUCUAAUCGCAGCACCAAACGGUCCAAACCACUACUCGUCCGGCUCCAUUGGACCCUUCUUUGCAGUCAUCUCUGUUCUUGUCGUUCUUGCAGUUCUCUCCUGCUUCUUGGGCCGGAUAUGCGCACGGCGCCGCCAGAGCACUGUUUUAGUGGCUGAAGCCAAUCCGCUUGAGAUGAUAAAGAGUGGUGGGCUUUUAGGGUAUCUGAGACGGAAAUGGAGACGCUGUUUGGCCGGAGAUGUGGAGGCUGGAGCUAAAGUUUCUGAUUGUGCCGGCAAAGAAACACCUAAAGUUGGUGAUCAAGCUCUCGUUUAGAAGCUCCCUUUCUUAUUCAUUAUGUAUGUUUGGCCUGAUCUCUUUUACUCACUAUCUAUGUUUGAGAGAAACUUGUAACAAGUGUUUAGAACCAUUUCAACUAGAACGUAAGCAAAUUAUAUCUUCUUAGAAUUGUUAAUUUCACAGUUCUUCAACUUCCAUCUUGUGAACCGUAGCCAU